This is a messenger RNA of Acanthosepion pharaonis, 588 nucleotides long. The record is from the annotation of a GenBank genome assembly. NCBI's taxonomy places the organism in Eukaryota, Metazoa, Mollusca, Cephalopoda, Sepiida, Sepiidae.
AUGAACUUUUUCUUUCACUCGAUUAUCGCCUUUAACUCUUUCUUUCAUUCGAUUGUCGCCUUUAACUCUUUCUUUCACUCGAUUGUCGCCUUUAACUCUUUCUUUUAUUCGAUUGUCGCCUUUAACUCUUUCUUUUAUUCGAUUGUCGCCUUUAACUCUUUCUUUUAUUCGAUUGUCGCCAUUAACUCUUUCUUUCAUUCGAUUGUCGCCUUGAACUUUUUCUUUCACUCGAUUGCCACCUUUAACUCUUUCUUUUAUUCGAUUGUCGCCUUAAACUCUUUCUUUCAUUCGAUUGGCACCUUUAACUCUUUCUCUCAUUCGAUUGUCGCCUUUAACUCUUUCUUUCAUUCGAUUGUCGCCUUUAACUCUUUCUUUCAUUCGAUUGUCGCCUUUAACGAUUGUCUUUCUUUUUCUUUCAUUCGAUUGUCUUUUUUUCUUUCACUCGCCUUUAACUCUUUCUUUUAUUCGAUUGUCGCCAUUAACUCUUUCUUUCAUUCGAUUGUCGCCUUUAACUCUUUCUUUCAUUCGAUUGUCGCCUUUAACUCUUGCUUCUUCUGUUUUCUCUUUAUCUCAAUUCGUUAUUCCUGA